AAAAAAAGUUACAUGUCGUUGUGAGCAGAGACUUUGCAGUUGACAGUUUGCCCUACACCAUGACUGCAUCAGCUACCAUGGCGCCCUCAACAAUUAUUCAAAAGCGGCCACAAGACACUCCGUAUCAGCUUGAUCCUGAACAGACGUUGAAAGCCUCACGAGCCCUCCUGCAGCACGUCCAGGCUGAAACCAAGCGCUUACAAGAGGCAUCCUCCAAGCGAAAUCUCCUCGAUGCCGACAAUUCAGACUCUGAAGACGACCCUUCGGCCGAUCCAGAAGCGCCCAUAUGGCUCACUCUCACCACCAAGCAACACAUUGUGGACAAAACUCGACUAAAGCCCAGCAAAGUAUCGGUGCCGCAUUCCCUCAAUACGUCUCCAGAUCUUCGAAUAUGCCUUAUCACGGCCGACCCUCAGAGAGCAGUCAAAAAUGUCGUUGCUGAUCCAGCUUUUCCUGCAAGCCUGAAAUCUCGCGUUACCAAAAUCAUCGGCUUCACCAAGCUAAAAAAUAGAUACAAGACAUUCGAGACACGACGACAGCUACUGGCUGAGCACGAUAUCUUUCUUGCUGAUGAUCGUAUCAUUACCCGCUUGCCGGCAACGUUGGGCAAGAUCUUCUACAAGGGCUCUUCAAAACGACCUAUUCCUAUUACUAUUGCGCAGUCGCAGCGGGCUAAGAACGAUAUUAAGCAGAAAGCGACCAAAGGAGAGGGAGCUGCUGCACCUGCUGGGCCGGCUGUGCUGGCAAAAGAAAUCGACAAAGCAGUCGACGCGGUGCCAGUUAAUCUUAGGCCCGGUACAUUGGUUGCAGUCCGAGUUGGUUUGGCUUCUUUUGGACCAGAACAGCUGGCGGAGAACAUCGCUGCAGUAGUACAGAACUUGAUCGAGAAACAUGUGGUCAAAGGUUGGAAGAACGUCAGAGGCAUUCACAUCAAAGGCCAAUCCUCAACUGCUGUACCCAUCUGGCUUGCCGACGACCUUUGGACGGAGGCAGAUGACAUUGCUGCUGCUGAAGCCAUUGAGGAGGGCCACCUGGAAAAUGAAGCAGAGCAGGGGCAGAAGCGUAAGAGAAGCUCUAGAACCACCAAAGGUCCACAGGCUGGCACUCGUAAACGCACGAAGGUGGACGGGAGUGAUGAAAAGCAAGCAGAGCGGAAAAGUGCUGAAGCCCGCAAAAGCAAAAUUGCAGCUCAAAAGGCCAAGAUCUUCGGCGAGGAGGUAUAACGCUGGCAGAAGGACAGUAUGGCGAGAUUGUACGAUGUCAUGAAUGAAUUUUGGCAUGAAAUCGCAAGAUUUCAAGCGGCGUUAUGGUCACCACCAAAAUAUGAGAACCAUUCCUUCUUCGGAAUGUGUUGUCUGUUGCAUAGACUAGUUAAGACAGCAUGUAUGGAGUAUGGAUAACUUUUCUCUAAUCAUGAAGUAUCUGCAGAGGC
Messenger RNA from Exophiala oligosperma, 1432 nucleotides. RefSeq lists its product as uncharacterized. The transcript has 2 exons. The record is from RefSeq and is a predicted model, not a curated record. Bases 60 to 1223 code for a protein of 387 amino acids. NCBI's taxonomy places the organism in Eukaryota, Fungi, Ascomycota, Eurotiomycetes, Chaetothyriales, Herpotrichiellaceae.